Messenger RNA from Rhodofomes roseus, 483 nucleotides. Its product is annotated as eukaryotic translation initiation factor 5A-2. NCBI's taxonomy places the organism in Eukaryota, Fungi, Basidiomycota, Agaricomycetes, Polyporales, Fomitopsidaceae. The record is from RefSeq and is a predicted model, not a curated record. Gene Ontology annotation, biological process: positive regulation of translational termination; positive regulation of translational elongation. Gene Ontology annotation, molecular function: translation elongation factor activity; RNA binding; ribosome binding. Bases 1 to 483 code for a protein of 160 amino acids. The transcript is spliced from 6 exons.
AUGUCUGACGAUGAGCAGCACCAGCACAACUUCGAGCAGGCGAGCGCGGGGGCCUCCCUCACGUUCCCCAUGCAAUGCUCGGCCCUCCGCAAGAACGGGCACGUCGUUAUAAAAGGCCGUCCCUGCAAGAUCGUCGAGAUGUCCACCUCGAAGACUGGCAAGCACGGUCACGCCAAGGUUCACCUGGUCGCCAUUGAUAUCUUCACCGGCAAGAAGCUUGAAGAUAUCUGCCCCUCCACCCACAACAUGGAUGUCCCCAACGUCUAUCGUAACGAAUACCAGCUCGUCAACAUCGAUGAUGGUUUCCUUAACCUCAUGUCCCAGGAUGGUACUUCGAAGGACGAUGUCCGUCUCCCGGAGGGCGACAUUGGCAAGGAGAUCACCGAUGCCUUCGACGAGGGCAAGGAUCUGCUUGUCACCAUUGUGAGCGCUAUGGGCGAGGAGCAGGCCAUCUCCUGGAAGGAGGCGCCGAGGGGCUCGUAA